AUGCUCUUCAUCUUAAAGAAAUCUCAAGAAGCUUUCACCAAAGCGGGAAACGACGCGUUGACCGGCCUAAAGCUUUUCCGCGAUUUUCGACAAACUUUUUCAGUGUUUUCGCCAGCAUUCUUUUGGCUUGCUUAUAAGUGUGUGGAAUAUAGUGUUGGCUAUGCGGACAAAAUAACUACAGUGCCUAAUACACACUUGGGGCAUAAGGAAUGGCGACACGAAAACCAUCAUGGUGGACAGUCAAGAGUACCAAGAUUUGAAUUCAGAAUACGUCAUCAAUAA
Molecule: messenger RNA, 282 nt
Organism: Leptosia nina
Lineage: Eukaryota; Metazoa; Arthropoda; Insecta; Lepidoptera; Pieridae
Source: the annotation of a GenBank genome assembly